This is a messenger RNA of Atta colombica, 1433 nucleotides long. RefSeq lists its product as uncharacterized. The coding region runs from base 471 to 1310 and encodes 279 amino acids. NCBI's taxonomy places the organism in Eukaryota, Metazoa, Arthropoda, Insecta, Hymenoptera, Formicidae. The transcript has 5 exons. The record is from RefSeq and is a predicted model, not a curated record.
UCGGUCAUUUCAAGACUUUUCAAAUUAAUCUGUUCAUCAAAUUACAACGUUGAAUAGCCGAAAUUAUGCUCUAGCUCUGCGGGCGAUUUCAUCAUAGAUUAACAUUCCUUUUAUAUCUCCGAUAUAAGUCGAUUUACACAAUCAUUUUUGGCACUUAACCCACGUCUAAAUUUCGUAAGUGUAAGAUAAAAAAAGGAGCGGAUAAUUUAUUCGAAUGAUUGGUCAGUGUGAAAGAGGAUCUGGAGAUCACGACUAGUGUGACAUGAUUGCAGUAAGUAGAAAGCACCUUCUUUAUCCAAAGAAAUCAAUGCGAAUCUGCAAAUCCUUAAGUCGGAUUGGUCGACGAUUUGUGUGGGAUUCAGCGGCAACCCUUAUAGAUCGACGAAGCAGAUCCAUGAUUCAAUCGUACUUGUGUCGACUUGAGUUGAAACUCGUAGAAGCCAGCCUUACACGCAAUCUACUUCGAAAGGAUGUUUUGGUGUUAUAACUUUCUGAUCUUUCUUCUUCUACUAGGCGACACAUAUGGCGGCAUAUCAAAGAGCAGAGUACGACGCCAAGAUUCACCAACACAAAGUGGUCAGUUGAUAGACAGUAUCUUCAAUAUUCCAAUCACAGCGAUUAGACAAACCGCUUCAGCCGUCCAAAUUAUUUCGCCAGGGAACACGCAGAGAAUUGACAGUAUUGUUAAGAUCCCUGUCUCAACUUUACAAGCUAUCGGCACAUUUGUAAAAACUACAAGAGAGCAGGGGCAACAAAUUCCGGAUAAUAUUCAAGCUCGUCAAGAGAGGAGAGAACGGAUUUUGGCUCUAAAAGAGCAGAAAAGAAAGCGAAAAGAGGAAAUUCAAAAUCAGCGAUUACUGCAGCAACAAUUGAAGAGAACUGUUAGACAUCAUCAAAAGGAUCCGCUUGGAUUAAAUGCAUGGAGUAAUCUUUUGGUUGGACAUCACGCUGAUGGACUUUUAGGCCAUUAUUCUGGAUUGGGUGGCCGGCGUCACAGAGAUCAUAAAAUUGGUCAGGGCCUUCACAAACCUGGAAUUCAUCAUGGCAUUCAUGGUGGAUAUCUGGGAAAUCAUCCGCAGCAUACCUACGAAGUGCAUGAGAAUGUUAAUGAAGAUACAUCUUUCUCUUGGCACGGUUUGACAGCAGGAUUUAGCACUUUCACUGGAAUCCGACCUUCUAAUAUUUCUAUUAAAAUUGAAAAUAAAGUCGCUCCUAAGGAGAAUAUUAAAAAUAAAUUGGCGCAAGAAUAUGACGAUCCGUUGGAAAAUAAAAUUGCUCCUAGAAAUGGAAGAGUAACAUUUGUGCAAUAAUGAUGUAAAUAUCUAAUAAUGAUGUAUCAGAUAUAAACUUAUUCUUAUUGUUAGUUACAAAUACUCACCAAACAUUGCUCACAUUCAUAAUUUUCUAUACUUAUUCUCAUAAGAAUUUUUAAA